GGCGCCCAGCGGGCCCCAUCCAGCCGGGCGGCCGCAAUGAUUCCCCCUCCCCUUCGCCCCCCCUCCCGAAAGCGAAGUGAGCUGCUGCUGCAGAUAAGGAGGGAGGCCGCCAUUAUCGCAGCACGCCGCGUCAUCCUCUAAUCGAGGCGAGGGGAGAGAGGAGGGAAACGGAAUAAAUCUUCAUCGAGCAGCAGGAAGCGAGAGCGAGGGAUUUAUUUUGUCUUUUUUUUGUCUUCUCUUCCUUUCCGGCGACGGCAGGUGAAUCACUGGCCGGGCGGUGCCGGCCAAGGCUAGGGUUCCGGGGAUCGCGGGCGCGGGCUCGACUUUCGUAGCCUAGCCGCCGGCUGCCGGCGCGCGGGAACCGGAUGCUAUGCUGCUGAGCUGCGGGUCGCUCUCCUCCUGGGUGCGCCGCUUCGUCGCCUGCGUUGGAGCAGAGGUUGUUUUGGUUGUGCCCAGCCUACUCCGAUAAUAGCUGUUGAUGAGCCUGCAAAAGGUUUAAGAAUUCAAGGGCGUUCAGUAAAAAGGCACAAUUUAUCUGACGACUUUUGGAGUUCAAGCCCGCACGAAAUGGAGAACAGUGCCUUGCAAUCCCGACAUAGUAUGUCUUCAAUCAGCACAGCAGCACAACCUAAUGAUCAGCAUGCUUCUGGAAGUAGCAGCUCCCCAAAUGAUUUUGUAAAUCAAGGUCUUCUACUAUGGCACCAGACUAGACAGCAUUGGAUUGGAAAACGAAGGCGUAAUUCUCAGGGUCAACAAAGUCAAGAACCAAAAAUAAGUGGUAAUGCUACAUAUGAGAGCCUUCUGGGAAGCUCGAAACCAUUUCCACAACCGAUCCCUCUUGGUGAAAUGGUGGAUUUCCUCGUGGUCAGCUGGGAGCAGGAAGGCCUAUACGAUUAGAGUUGGUUAUGCGAAGUGUGUUGUUUGUAGCCACGUUAUGAUUCGCUGAAAUGUAACGCAACUUCAUUAUGCUGCGAAAGCCUGUGUCGUGAUGAAUGUGGAUUCACUGGAUUGUCUCGGAGACAGGAUGGCAUCCCGCUUAAGCAAAUGUAAAAAUAUCCUUUGUUUUUUAUUACUAGUAAAUUGUGUUCA
This is a messenger RNA of Sorghum bicolor (sorghum), 1089 nucleotides long. RefSeq lists its product as uncharacterized. Bases 568 to 897 code for a protein of 109 amino acids. NCBI's taxonomy places the organism in Eukaryota, Viridiplantae, Streptophyta, Magnoliopsida, Poales, Poaceae. The record is from RefSeq and is a predicted model, not a curated record. The transcript is spliced from 5 exons.